Notolabrus celidotus (New Zealand spotty) is the source of this 1806-nucleotide messenger RNA. It is a transcript of the gene coil, whose product is annotated as coilin p80. Bases 72 to 1649 code for a protein of 525 amino acids. NCBI's taxonomy places the organism in Eukaryota, Metazoa, Chordata, Actinopteri, Labriformes, Labridae. Gene Ontology annotation, cellular component: Cajal body. The record is from RefSeq and is a predicted model, not a curated record. The transcript has 7 exons. Gene Ontology annotation, biological process: spliceosomal snRNP assembly. Gene Ontology annotation, molecular function: U2 snRNA binding; U1 snRNA binding.
UGCCGGCGGAACACGAGCUCAGUGCUCGUGUGUUUUGUUUUUAGUUGGUGUGCUGCUCUCUGCUCUUCAUCAUGGCCGCGCACAGUAACACCUUUAUCCGCGUGCGGCUCCACUUUGAUUACCCGCCGCCCUCCGUCGUGGACUGCCGGAUGUGCUGGCUGCUCGUGGACCUGAACAGGUGUCGCGUGGUGGCCGACCUGGAGAGCUUGAUCAGGGAGAAGUUUGAGUUCGGCCGCAGGAGCAUCCUCAGCCUGUUCAUAGAGGACUGCUACCUGCCACACACCGAGAGCGUGUACGUGGUGCGGGACAACGACAGCGUCAGGGUGAAGGUGGACCGUCUGGCUCAGGUGAACGGGCACAUUGACUCUACAGUUAAAGAAAAGGAAACCUGCAAUAAGAGACAGAGACCCACAGAGGAGGACGAACCGCUGGGAGAUAAACAAAAGAAGAAGAAGAGAAAAAAACAGAGGGGGGAAAGCCAGGAGAGGGAUGCCAAGCAAGCUGAUGGGGAUGAGAAGGAUAAAAAGUCACACGAAAAGCCCAAAGAGAAGAAGAAAAGAAAGGAGGCAGAGGGAAAUGGACCGACUGUAACACCCAAACAAGUUACUACCAAAAAGACCCCCGCUAGUGUCGAGCAGCCAGUUAAAAGCACCAAGAAACUCCCACCUGCAAAACCACAAAAGGUCUCCUCUUCAGAGUCCAGCAGCAGCAGCAGUGAAGAGGAGGCUCCCAAAAAAAAAGCGCCCCAAAAACCAGCACCCAAAACCCCCUCCUCCACCUCUGCUGCCCCCAAGGUGCCUCCAACCUCCAAACCCACCUUGAAAAAGUUAAACCCCCCCUCAUCUUCAUCAUCAGACUCCUCCUCUGAUGAAGAAGAAAGUGUGCCUAAAAAGAAACUUUUACCAUUAACGACCCCUACAAGUAGUAAAAAUGUUAAACCUCAGUACCCUCCGUCUUCUCUGCUGUCGACAAACUGUGCCCAGAAACCGUCUGCCAGUGCUGGGCCGCCCCCCAGGGACAAAACGGUGCAGCCUUCUAGCUCUGACAGCGAAGACGAGAUCCAGCUGGUUAUCCGACGUCCUCUUCCGCCCGCUCAGCAGCUGGGUCGGGGUGCGGGGGUUCAGUUCCCCUGGAGAGGCCGGGGCCGGGGUAACCCCAGUCGUGGUGGUUCUGCAGAGAGGGGGGUUGGGAGGGGGAGGGGGGUAGGAAGAGGGCAAAGCAACAACUUUGAGUAUAACUAUAAUGGAUUCAAGGAGCCGUCCAAGGAAACUGACACACUCACAAACAUCUCAGUCGUGCUGCAGAAUGGUGCAGAAAGUGUUCCCAAAAAGGACUACAGCUCCAUGCCCCUGUUGGCCGCCCCUCCACAGGUGGGGCAGAAGAUCGCCUUCAAGCUGCUGGAGCUAACCGAGAACUACACACCAGAGGUUUCAGAGUAUAAGGAGGGAACGAUCCUGAGCUUUGAUUUGACAACCAAACAGAUGGAGCUACAACUGCUUCAUGGUUCUCAAGCUCCUGUAGAGCCAGGGAAGUUUGACCUGGUUUAUCAGAAUGCGGAUGGCUCAGAGAUAGUGGAGUACGCCGUGUCCAGAGGCUCCAGAGUGACAGAGCGAUGGGAAUCUCUGCUGGAGCCACGACUGAUCAUUUAAAUCUCACAAGCUGACUCUGAUCGGGGAUCUGGACCGGGCAUUUUUAAUCAUUAGUUGGAAUAAGUGGCUGUUUCCACUGAAACCUAUGUUUUUAUGUUUUGGACUGUGAAUAUGUUUCUUAUGUGAAUUUGUUUUUCUAAUAAAAUCCUGCACAGAA